AUGUCGCAGCGACCAUCCCGCCGCGAAGACUUCGAAAUCGCCAUCAUUUGCGCGCUGCCGCUUGAAUACGAUGCGGUUUCCCUCCUUUUCGACGAGUUCUGGGAUGAAGACGGGGAUCAGUUUGGAAGAGCGGCCGGAGACUUAAAUCACUACACAACCGGCCGCAUUGGCAAACAUGAUGUCGUGCUUGCUCUUCUUUCCCACAAGGGAAAGGCCAACGCAGCCUCCGCCGCUGCUAACAUGCGGUCCAGCUACGGAGCCCUCAGACUCGUCAUCCUAGCAGGGAUAUGUGGUGGCGUGCCUCGUAAUGGCGAAGAUGAUGUCUUUCUAGGAGACGUGGUUAUCAGCAGCUCCGUCAUUCAAUACGAUUUCGGCAGACACUACCCCGAUGGGUUUAUACGCAAGAAUACACAUGAAGAUAAUUUACGCAAACAUGACAAGAACAUUGGCAGCCUUCUUAGCAAGUUCAGUACAGAUAUCGUUCAGGAUAAGCUUCACGAAAGAACUGCUCAUUGUCUCAAACAGCUUCAAGAAAGGGCUCCAAAGCAUCGAGAAAAGUAUACAUAUCCUGGGGCGGAUAAAGACAAGCUAUUCGAGUCAAGCUAUCGUCAUAUGCACCGCGAGCGAGCAACAUGCAUCUGCAGCAGCUGCCAUGGAAGAAAGCAUCCAGUUUGUGAUGAAGCCCUUACUGCCUCGUGUGAUGAUUUGGGAUGCGAUGAAGAAUAUCUGGAGAGAAGCCGAACUAACAAAGAGCAAGACGAGGCACAGGGGCCUGCUCUUUAUAUUGGCGCAGUUGCAUCUGGCGACACCGUCAUGAAGUCUGGAGAAGACCGUGACAAGAUAGCCAGAAAAGAAGGCGUGAUUGCGUUUGAGACGGAGGGAGCUGGAGCAUGGGAGGAUUUGCCAUGUAUUGUGGUCAAAGGUAUAUGCGACUAUGCCGAUUGUCACAAGAACAAGCUAUGGCAGAAUUUCGCCGCAGCGGCAGCGGCUUCUGUAUCAAAGGCGAUUCUUGAACAGUACAUUCAAACGGAUAGGAACAGUGGCCGGCUUGAAAAAGGACCACCAAAGAGUCAUUUUCUCGUCCCAUUUGGGCGAAACCGCAACUUUGUUGGGAGGGAAGACAUUUUAUCAAGCCUUCUGGAAAAGAUCCGGCCGGGUGCGGACAAGGAAGACUGCCAACGAACCGUUAUUGAAGGCCUCGGCGGCGUUGGAAAGACACAGAUUGCGCUGGAGGCUGUCUAUAGACUCCAUAACGAGCAUCCAGACUGCUCUAUUUUUUGGGUGCCGAUGGUAGACGCAACUGGCUUUGACAAUGCCUACCUCAGUAUUGGCAAGCAGCUAAAGAUCGAGGGUAUCGACAAGGAUAACGCUAAUACUAUGCUACUUGUCAAAGCUGCCCUGAGUAAAGAGAGCAGUGGCAGUUGGCUCUUAGUUAUUGAUAACGCGGACGAUAUAACGCUGCUCUCUGGAGAUAUCGGACUCUCAGCCCAUCUUCCAUUCAGUCGAAAUGGUUCCAUUUUAUUCACUACACGUAAUCAUGAAGCAGCAGUAAUGCUGGAUAUUCUCGCGGAGAACAUUUUUAAUGUCAUGGAAAUGGGCCAGGUCGAAGCCCUUGGUUUACUGCAGAAAGGCCUAAAUGAGAGCCAGACGAAUAAUAUGGAGGCCACGGAGAAGCUACUUGAUCUUCUGGCAAACUUGCCGCUUGCUAUUAGGCAGGCAUCGGCAUAUAUGGCAACAAAACGCAUAUCAACUAUAGACUACUUGGAACUCUGCCAGUCAAAUUCCAAGGAUAUGGUUACCUUACUGAGUAAAGAUUUUGAGGAUAGGCAUCGAUACAAAGAGAUUCAAAAUCCAGUGGCUACGACAUGGCUUAUCUCAUUCAACCAAAUCUUACGCAAUGACCCACUGGCGGCACAAUACCUUCAGUUCAUGAGCAUCUUGGCGGAGAAAGAUAUACCCAGGUCCCUUUUACCCAAAUCCACGAAACUGGAGACUGUGGGGGCAAUUGGUACAUUAAAGGGAUAUGCCUUCAUUACUGAGCAGGAGGGAGGAGGUUCGUUUGAUAUGCACCGCCUUGUGCGAUUAGCUAUGCGAAACUGGCUAGAAAAAGAAGGGGAGCUAAAGAAGAGCGUCGCGUCUGCGGUUCAGCGGGUUAACGAAGUGAUGCCGUUUCCAGAGUAUGAGACUAGAGAUUUAUGGACGAGAUGUCUACCACACGCACAGGCCAUCCUGGAGCUUCCAGAACAUCUGACAGGCACGCAAGCAGAAGCUACACUUUAUUCCAAUGUUGCUGAGUGCAAUUAUCUUCUAGGGAAAUACCAGACAGCUGAGAAGAUGUAUCGACAGGUGCUCGAGCUUGAUGAGAAGCUGCUUGGCAAAUGCCAUCCAACCACACUAAUAAGCAUGAAUGAUCUCGGAAUGGUGCUUAGGCUUUCAGGCAAAUACAAAGAAGCAGAGAAAGUUUCUCGGCACGUACUUGAAAGUAGGGAGAAGCUGCUUGGCAAAGACCAUCUGGACACACUUGAUUCUAUGGUGGAUCUUGCAAUUACAUUAAGUAAGCUAGGACAGCAUGAGGAGGCAGCGAACCUGCAUCAACACGUGCUUGAGAUGCGGCAGAAGUUGCUUGGCAUGGAUCAUCCAAAAACACUUCGGAGUAUGGAUGGAUUUGCAGGCCAGCUUACACAUCUAGGCAAAUACGAAGAGUCGGAGAAAAUGCAUCGACAGACAUUGCAAUUAAUUGAACAAAGGCUUGGGAAAGACAAUCUAGAUUUUAUAUGGUGCCUGGAAAACCUUGGGUCUGUGCUUGGACAUCUAAGCAAAUAUGAGGAGUCAAAGGACAUGUAUCAACAAGUACUUAAUCAAUAUGAACAGAGGUAUGGUAAAGAUCAUCCAUAUACACUUAGAAGUAUGGAUAACUUGGCAGGUGCGCUUGGACGUCUAGGUAAAUAUGAAGAAUCAGAGGAAAUGCAUCGUGAGGCAUUUAAGGGGAAGGAAAAGGUGCUUGGUAGAUAUCAUCCAUCUACACUGAAAAGCAUGGAUAACUUGGCAAUUGCGCUCGAAGAUCUGGGAAAUUAUGAGAAGUCAGAAGAAUUGCAUCGAGAGGCAAUCAGGCGAAAAGAGGAGGCAUUUGGUAAAGAUGAUCCAGAAACACUGGAAAGCAUGCAUAACUUGGCAAUUGCGCUUGGAGAUCUAGGUAAAUAUGAAGAAUCAGAGGAAAUGCAUCGUGAGGCAUUUAAGGGGAAGGAAAAGGUGCUUGGUAGAUAUCAUCCAUCUACACUGAACAGCAUGUAUACCUUAGCAAUUGCGCUCGAAGAUCUGGGAAAAUAUGAGAAGUCAGAAGAAUUGUAUCGGGAGGUAAUUAGGCAAAAAGAGGAGGCAUUUGGUAAAGAUGAUCCAGAAACCCAAAGAAUUCGGGAUGAUCUUCGCAAGCUGCUUGAGAGCAAGAGAAAAUAG
Messenger RNA from Trichoderma gamsii, 3453 nucleotides. RefSeq names its product phosphorylase superfamily protein. The transcript has a single exon. Lineage: Eukaryota; Fungi; Ascomycota; Sordariomycetes; Hypocreales; Hypocreaceae. Bases 1 to 3453 code for a protein of 1150 amino acids. Gene Ontology annotation, biological process: nucleoside metabolic process. Gene Ontology annotation, molecular function: ADP binding; catalytic activity; protein binding. The record is from RefSeq and is a predicted model, not a curated record.